This is a messenger RNA of Eruca vesicaria subsp. sativa (arugula), 1137 nucleotides long. The record is from the annotation of a GenBank genome assembly. Lineage: Eukaryota; Viridiplantae; Streptophyta; Magnoliopsida; Brassicales; Brassicaceae.
AUGCUGCGUUACUUCAUUCCCAUACCUAAAACCAAAAAGAUUGAUUUCGGGGAUGUGUUCAAGUUUACGCAAAAGGGAACGGAAACUGAAAUUGACAUAAGCUUGUACCGUAAAAAAGUGGAGGAUUCAAUCAACAGAAGCUUCUAUGGAGUUGAGGCUAUUGUUAGAGAGGACCUUGUUAGCAUUAAACAAUACCUUUAUAUACUCCGACGUUUAGUAGACCAUAUGAAUAAGCCUUUUACUAAAGAACUCAACAAUCGUUUCAUUAAAACUCUCAAGUUACAAUGGAGCAGUGGUUUGAACUUAGAUUGCAAGUCUUCAAAUGGUCUAAGCCUUUCGAGUAUAUUUCAGCUUAAAUCAAGAAUAUUCUUUCAAUCUAGUGAUAUAAUGUUUGAGAUUUAUAUGAUACUAUUUAUCUACGCUCUAAAGCUGAGAGAGAAAGCAAUGUUGUUAAUCUCCACAGAUAUGGUGGAAACCACAAAGGCAUAUAGAGAAGCAGCUGGUGUUUUUGACUAUCUAUGUAAGAUAGGUCGUCCUGAUUAUUCAUCUAUCAAGAAGUUUCCGGAAUUAACAUCUCCCGUUUGCUCCUUUUUGAAGCUCCUUUGUUUAGCUGAAGGACAGGCUGUGACGGCAAAUAAGGCCGAAGAGAAGGGAACAAGUGCAAGUCUAGUGGCAAAGCUCCAUUACGGUGUAACGCAAUUUGUUGCGGAAGCCAAUGCUUCUCUCUUAUCCAAAACAAACACCCAAGUUAAAGAAAUCUCGUCCCAAUUUUCGAAUUAUGUAUCGACAUUGGGUGCUUUGCACGAGCUAAAGAGUGGAAAACACUUAGCUGAAAGCUUGGAAUCAGACGGGGAAUUAGGAGAAGCCAUCGGAGUCUUGAGCCGUGCGUUGGCCAGAGCGAAAAUGACGACUCAGUUCCGGGAUGACACGUGGAAAUCGAUCUUCAAGAAGGAGAGAGAGCAGGUGACUACAAUGACGAACAAGUACGAGCGUUUAAACAAUUCCAUGAUGCUUCAGCUUAUCCCUUUAGAAGCUGACUUGCCUACUCUUCAAGGUGAUAAGAUUGUAAAGCUAAUCCCUUACAUUCACCAAAAAGAGACGAACUUAACUUUGAGUUCUUGUAAGAUAUCAAAUUGA